ACAGACACAAAACGGCGGCGGCUGGUGGGAGCAGGAGUGCAGAUGCGGCGACCGGGGGUGUUGUGGUUUUGCCUCUGCCGAAUGUCGGCCUUUAUUCGUCAAGAGACGACAAGACAUCCGUGAGCCAGUACUUUCCCUUUAAUGCACAAACGACGCAGCGGGACAAGACGACAUUUAAAAAAAAGGGAAAGGAGGAAGGACAGCGAGGGAGGGAGGGAGAGGAAAAAAAGAGAAAAGAUGUCACCCCGUCCAUUCAAACACCGAGGCGGAGCCAGGGACGGCGGCCGAUCGGCAGCGUCCUAGUCGGGGGAGGAGCACUACGGGAGGCCGAGGCUUGGAUCCCGCGCAAAGGCCUCAUCCGGAGCUAUCGCGAAUAAAUGUUUGCCAGCGUUUCCAUCAUUUGUGAUCAUCUUCAUCUUCCUCAUCAUCACUUCGUCGCUACUUUGCAUGCAACAUUUUAGGACAGUAGACAUACACAAAUUGCACAAAAGGUACAAUUGGAGCUGGAAAGACAGCCUGCGUUUUUUUUGCGCAUCUAAAUGCAUCUGGUUUGCGGCAAAAUAGUCCUGAAGGAACAGGAAGUGCGAUUUUGGCAAACGCCGUCCAGUGGUGCACGAUUGUUUUGACAAUCUGUCAUUUUUGAGCGACUGAGCAGCGAGCGUGCGUUUGUUGGUUUGCUCCCCGGCCGACGGAGCCUCCAGGCGGCCUGCCGCUUGCUGACUGGCCGCUGAGCAGCAUGGACACUUCGUGGAGCAAUUUCCUCUUUCAGACGACGUCAACUCCAGGCCAGCAGGAGGCGCCCCUGCAGGCGGAGCUCCUCCCCGAGCUGAGCGGCUCCGCCCAAAGUCCGUUGGCCGAGCACCUGGUGGCGCCGCCGUCCACCGUGGACACGGCCGCUCUCAGCGAGGAGCCACUUCCUGUGAAAACCGCGCCGCCCAAAGCGCCGCGCCCCGCCCACAUCUGCGCCACUUGUAACAAGGAGUUCAAGAACAGCUACAACCUGCGGCGCCAUCAGUCGGUGCACACGGGCAUCAAGAUGAAGGAUCGCGCUGCCCGUGACAAGGAUGAGGCUGCCAAAGCGCCCCCCAAGCAGAGCAUCCCCCUCUCGCUCCUUCAGCUCGCCCUGCCAACGGAGCCCACCGCUCCCGAUGCCUCGGACGCCCUCCCUCGACCGGGCCAGCAGGUGACAGUGUCUGUCGCCCCGGUGACUGUCGCCAUGGCGAUGCAGCCGCCACCACAGCCCAUCCCGUCGACGGCGCUGCUGGUGGUGGGAGCUGCCGCUGAGCAGAAUCCCAGACCGGCCGCCGCACCCGCCAAUUCCGGCGUCACCGCCAACCAAGUGCGAAAGAACCACGCGUGCGAAGCUUGCGGCAAGGCCUUCCGCGACGUCUACCACCUGAACCGCCACCGGCUGUCGCACUCGGACGAGAAGCCAUACUCGUGUCCGGUCUGCCAACAGCGCUUCAAGAGGAAAGACCGCAUGAGCUACCACGUGCGCUCGCACCAAGGCGGCGUGGAGAAGCCUUACGUUUGCCCGCACUGCGCCAAGGCCUUCUCGCGGCCGGACCACCUCAACAGUCAUGUGCGUCAGGUGCAUUCCACCGAGAGACCCUUCAAGUGCACGACGUGCACAUCCGCGUUCGCCACGCGGGACCGCCUGCGGGCGCACCUGAUUCGCCACGAGGAGAAGGUGCCUUGUCACAUUUGCGGGAAGCUCCUGUCGGCGGCGUACAUCACCGACCACAUGAGAGUUCACAACCAAUCGCAACACCAUUCCUGCCACCUUUGCAACCGCAGCUUUACCACGCUGACGUACUUGCGGGUCCACGCGCAGAAGCACCACGGCCAGGAGUGGAAGGAGAGCGGUGGCGGCUUCGGCGGCGCGGGGCCCGGCGGGGUGCUGCUGUGCCAACUGUGCGGCGUGCAGUGCAAGACCACCACCCAGCUGCAGGGCCACAUGGGCACGCACGCCAGCCAGGCCGAGCCUGACCCGGCCGGCCCGGCGGGCGAUGCCCCACCCGACGGGGGCGGCGCCGUGGGCCUGCUGGUGACUGACUGCUCCAGCAUCAGCGCGCAGACGCACAGCUAGCACACGCGGGGCGGCUUUUGAGGAACUCUUAUAUCACGAUGACAUCUCCAUGAUGUCAUCAUAACAAACUGUUGGGAACUUGGAAGUCUGAGUGCCAUGAGGCCAAGAACUCUUUGAGAGCCUUGAGAAUCAGGAUUAUUAUACUAUAAUAUUUGAGUCAACACUAAUGCAGCAAGGCACUACACAAAGCUCGUCAACUCACUUCAACAUUGUUGCCCGGCAACAAGAUGCUGUCAACUUCAUUGUUCCUUGGGACCAAGAUGUCUUGGCCUCAUUGUGCU
Syngnathus acus (greater pipefish) is the source of this 2370-nucleotide messenger RNA. RefSeq names its product myc-associated zinc finger protein (gene maza). Bases 737 to 2089 code for a protein of 450 amino acids. Gene Ontology annotation, cellular component: nucleus. The transcript has 7 exons. Lineage: Eukaryota; Metazoa; Chordata; Actinopteri; Syngnathiformes; Syngnathidae. Gene Ontology annotation, molecular function: DNA-binding transcription activator activity, RNA polymerase II-specific; RNA polymerase II cis-regulatory region sequence-specific DNA binding. The record is from RefSeq and is a predicted model, not a curated record. Gene Ontology annotation, biological process: regulation of transcription by RNA polymerase II.